AUGCUCUCAAUAUCAGAGACUUUGCACCAUGAUUCUGUCGAUGCUUCAGAACUCGACAGCGCAGUCACUACUUCGUCUCGACAAUUGACAACUACCUGUCAUUCAUCCAGAAGCAAUUCAGUUUUGCGAGCCCAGCGCACGAGGCAGAAGACACAGCGCUUUGAACUCCUCCACUCCAUGACUGCAGAGGAACGUCUGAAGUUUUUAAAGCAAGAGACUGCAAAGAAGGAGGAAGUACUACAGCGUCUACAGCGAGCAGCAGCUUCUGACAGCUUCAGCCAACGGAUUGUGAUUGAUUUGAGCUUUGACAGCAUCAUGAACGAUAAAGAACUUCGAAGUCUUGCGAACCAGCUUAAGCUCUGCUAUGGGGCAAUCAAGCAAAUGGCCGAGCCGUUUCAAUUGGUCUUUUGCAAUCCUAGCGGGCAGCUGGAGCACUCGUUAGAACGGUAUGGCGCCAGCAAUUGGUAUAUUCAGUGGCGACGUGGAGCUGAAAGCGUCGCAGAGCACUUUCAACUGGACAAACUCGUGUAUUUAUCACCCGAUUCUCCCAAUGUACUGAAGAAAAUAGACCCAGAGAAGAUAUAUGUGAUUGGGGGCAUUGUGGAUAAGUCCCGUCGAAAGGGAGCAACGCUUAACGCAGCUACUGAAGCUGGUAUCACGACAGCCCGAUUGCCGAUUCAGGAGAAUAUCCCAGAACGGCCGGACCAUAUAUUGAACGUCAACACGGUAGUUGACGUGCUGAUCAACUUUCAAGAGCUCGGCGACUGGCCGCGCGUGCUGGAAACUGUGUUACCACAGCGUAAACGGAGCCAGGUAGGUCGAAAAGCUAUUCGACGGCGACAGAAGCAGCAAAUGCUCCAGACCGUUUCGGCUAACGGUACCAGUUCAAACCAAGCAAAUGAUGUCGCUCGGAGCCAAACUUACCAGAACAAGACCAAGCAGCGUGAAGUCAUUAGCGACGGGAUAGAGAACACAGAAGCGGAGUUGUCUCCAACAGAGGACAUAAGCUUGUGGUUGGACGAUCUAGCAAGGUGA
This is a messenger RNA of Peronospora farinosa, 1035 nucleotides long. Lineage: Eukaryota; Oomycota; Peronosporomycetes; Peronosporales; Peronosporaceae. The record is from the annotation of a GenBank genome assembly.